AGUGAGCACACGUUCGAAGCAUCGUUUGGCGAAAGUCGCAUAGUGGCGAGAAAGAACCCGCUUUAUCUAGGUAUUUUUCCGCAAUUAAAAAAGUGUAAUUUAACUCAUUUCGAAUUGCCAUUGAUAUGGUCACGCAUGUAAUAUGAAUGACGGCUAAAGUUAUUUACAUUGAGGUACUUAUCCUCGUUAUUUUAUCGUCAAUCCCAUGGCCGGGUCCACAUAUUUUCAAAAUUUCUUGCCCAAGAGAUAGUGCGUCGAUCGUCAGGAAAGUUGUUCAGAAGAAAUGGAUUCCGACUUUAGACAAAUAUCAGGUGAAAUUGCCACUAGAAUGUCCUUUCCAUCCUCAAAGAGAUAUUUUCUACCCUCAACAAGCUGCGAAGCGGCAAUUUCGCACAUCACAAUGGACAUGUGGUUUUUGCGGGAAGUCUUUCUUCGAAGAAAAAUACCUAGACUUGCAUUUCGAUAACAGACAUCGAAACCACAUUAACAUGGCUGAAGACGCAAUCUGCCUAGCAGACUAUUGUGACAUGUUUCGUUGUGAAGUGAUAGCAACACAGGAAGAUGUCAUGGACACCUCCACCAAAAUGAACACGGACUUGGAAAUCUGGCGAGAGGCGACAUCUUAUCACACAGCCCUGUCUUUAGUCGGACCACGAGAUCUAGCAAAACUCACUACUCUUCGCUCAAAUAUUUUCACAACUCGCCAAACCCAAUCAGCCCAUGCAUCUUCACACAAUCUCUGUCAUCGAUCAGAAGCACCAGUCACUUUCGGUAAACCAGAAAAUGCAACUGAUUCAUGUGGGAACAACUUAGUUGACUCCUCAAGACCUCAGAAGCAAACAGCGAGUGAGCUCCAAAAAUUGAAAGCUAACUGUAAACCCGAACAACUCCUUAAAUUACGCACAAGAUGUGAGAUGCUUGUUCGAGAUUGCAUAGCAGGACUGUUCGUGAGUCUAUCCGUUCAAGACUUCAAGGAUAUUGAAGAGGAGCUGAACCUUGGAGUGUGUUGGUACUUGACAUGCGACCGAUAUUGGGAAGACAGCCAAAGUUUGUCACGGAAGUUUCCAUGGGGUCUCAUCACUGUGUGCAUCAUGGUGCUCUCACUAGCUCUCUGUCUUUGCUAUUAUGUCAUUUGGGUCGUUUUUGAUUCUGAUGAUAUGAGUAUUGCGAGCACAAGUGUAACAGCUAGCUCCACACCCUCAAGUCACCCACACUAUACCGAGGAAUAUUACACUCUAUCUGAUGAUGGCCAGGGUGAUUAUAUCUACGUCACUUACCCUCCUGAUCUCAAACGUAAACUUCUCGAAAGUUGUUAUAAUAGAACCACUCGGCUGUGAUAUCAGAAGAAUCUCAUUUAUUUUUUUCUACAUUAAUGCACGGAUCCCUAAUUUUAAGUUCCAACUGUUACCAUUACAUACUUUAUCAUGUUUCAAGUAAUUUUAUGCAUGUUGUGUCCAUCUCAUUUGUUCCAAGAAAGUGCCAGGUGAAAGGUCAAUUUAAAAAGGCAGUCCUGAACAGCUAUGUUGACAGCAAAAACGGUCAUUUUUUAAAGCUUUUUAGAGACCGUCUAAAACUCAUUUGGAAAGGUUUAAAAUACUUAGAAUUUAAUUCUUUGCAUUGAGAUAAUCUACAAAAAUAGCUGCUGUAAUGCCUCUAGGUCUAAAUUGAAGUUUUGUACAGCUACACACGUUUUCCAAGUAUUUUGAGGAGAAAUUCUCAAAGAUUUGAUCCAAACUACUGUCAGUGAGAAAAAAAAGGACCUGACACACAUGAAUCCAAAGUAUCUUCUUUUUGCAUGGUAGUUUUCAAAAAUUAAUACAUACAGUUAUUCGGCUUAAUUCCUUUUUCUAAAAUACACUUUUCCUAUGAUUUAGGAUAAGUUCUCAAAAGUUGACUAAUCCCCUAAUACAAUGAAAAUAAGCACAACCUGUCAUAUAUAUUUGCUAGUAAUAAAAUGAGAACUUUUGACGAUGUGCAAUGUGCCAAUGAAUGAGAAUUAAAAAACUGUGAAAAUCUCAAAUUAGGUUCCAAGACAAUAGGUCUGUUGAAAACUUCAGCUAGAACAAAUAGAAGAUUUUGAUCUAACAGAAAAUGGUUCGAAAAUCGCAAUGAGCACAUGGGCAGAAUCUGAAAUUAGUUCCUUACCUUAUAAUCUGAGUACGAAAUCCGUCCACUUUCGAGCGUUUGGCUUCAAAGAGGAUACUACCGCGAGGGCUUCUUCUACUUCUGACGCAAAUUGUAAGGUAAGGAGUUUAUUACAAUUUUAGCAAAUGUCCUCAUCAUAAUUUUUAAUUGUUGAGCCAUUUUCUGUGGGAGACAACUCUUGUUCUACCUUUAGCUGCAGUUUAUGAUAGAACCACAAGACACCGGCAAGAAAAAAAGGUUCUAGAAACAGAUAGAAGAUUCAUUAGAUUGGCUUUCACAACUUUCUGUUCGAUCUUAAUUGAGUCUUUUUUAGACCAGUCGAGUCUCUCUGCAGGCAACCUUUUGAUGACAAUCCUUUUUUCCUCAGAUAUAUUUAGAUAGUAGUAUUUUUAAUUGUAAGGGCACAUGCAUAGAUAUAGAAUUGUUAGCAUUUUUAAUUUGAGUUCCUACAGUGAUUGCCUAUGUAGCGAUCCUAUUCAAAGCAGUCGUUAAGAAGCGAGUCUCAAUUUAUUUAAUGUAACGUACAUACAGCCACAAAGAAUUACUUUUAUGAGAGCAUAUUUCAUCUUGGUGGGAACAGUACUUUUUUUUGCUAAAAAAAUGUUACCAUAUAAGUCCAAUCAUUUUCAUAGCAAUAUUAUAGCUCAGUUCAUUUAAGUAGGCGUUGAUUUACGUCUUGCAUAUGGAUUAGUCUCCAGAGCACCCCGUUUCCAUCAUUUUCGAGACUUCAUAGCUUGAUUUUUUUUUUUGAAGAAUUCGUAAGAAAGUGAACAUACAAAGCUGACGUUUCAAUUUGCAGCAAAUGAUCAAAAUUCAGCCUGAUCGGCAGAAAAAUUAUUGUUCCACUUUAAUGUUAAAUUUUUUGGUCUGGUAAGUUCUAACUAACCGAAUGAAAAUUUCACAUGUGAGGAAUUAUUAUUCGACUAGAAAUCGAAGGUUCAAAAAAUAAAAACCUAUGGGAGUAAUCCUCAUGUAAUGAACACUAGGCAAGAGGUUCUAGCUAUCUGGACAUGCAUAUUACUUUUGUCGUAUCAAAACAGACCCAAAGAUACGGUAUCCUAUCAUUUGAAAUUACUUAAAGAAUGAUGGAAACUCAACUACUUAAGCAAAGUUAGAACAAAUUACAGUCUAUGUAGAGAGCGGAAAAAAAAAAAAUUAAAUUUCGUUAACAUCAAUGAUAAAAUUGACCAAAAAAAACAUAUUACGUAGUUCUGCUCCGCUCUUACCGUUUUAUUUUACUUUUUUUUCCUCUGAAGCACAUUUAUUUUCAACAUAAUUUAUACUCAAAAAUAAUCUACCAAGCUUGAAAAGUUUUUACUUCCUCUUGCAUAAUUUUUUUACCAAGGCAACGAACAUGUUUAUUUUCAUUGCCAAAGUCCAUAGAAAAUGUAUCUGCUUAACUUUUUUAUGCCCCCUCCCCCAUAGAUUUACUGUAUCCAGUUACUAGAAGUAGUAUUACACAUGUCUGUAGAAAAAUGCUUGUAGGGAAUGCCUGUGUAUAGCGCUUCUGAUAGUCAAAACUUUUGACGAAUGAAAGGAAAGCUAAAAUAUGAUAACUCAAUUCCAUAUUACAUUCUAUCUAUUUGUAUUAUUUGUAACUUUAUUCAUAUUACUUGAAUGGUAGCUUUUUAUUUUCUUACUUGGAUCGACAACUCAAUUUCCUCUCUCCGGGCAUCUCAAUCAUUUUUCUACAGAAGUAGACAUUUCCAGCCGUUUUAUAUACAGCACAAAUUUUGAAAGUAGAUUUUUUACCACUCUUCACUCAUUAACGUACAAAAAAUUUCCGUCAAAAUAUUCUGAAAGUAAACUCUGAAGAUAGAAAAAGGGUUUUUGUUUUUUUUUUCAAAAUUAAUUUUCAUAGAUAAGUUAGGGGAUUAAUUAGGGGGUAGUUAAGUCGAGGAGGUGAGAGACCUGGUUCUUGAAACCAAAAAUGGCAUUUGACUUUUUCAACCGUCUCCAUCCCUCUUUCCUAACUUUCCAGUCAAACGGGAAGAGAUCGCUCCCUCGGUUCAUCAUACAUAUAUAAGCCUCAAAAUGCAAAUGAAUUCAUGCUUGGCUAGGUUUGUAUACAUUAACUUAGAAAGGGGUAACUUAAUCCCCCUAGAAAGUUUGUGACCAUACGCUGAGGCUCAAUACCACCACACUCUUGAAAACAGUAAAGGAAGUGGAGUAAGUUACUGGGAAUAUGUACAGAUUAUUUUUGUUGUGUGACGUUUAAAUGUCGGUAGGAUUCAGAUAAUUAGGACUAUAAUUUUCCUGAUGGGUCCUAUUUGAGUUAUAGACGAAAUGAAACAAUGUGAUUGGACAUAAACAUUAAUGCUGCUAACAAUGAACCCUUGAUUGAUUUACCUGAGUAUCUCUUUCAGUGAAUUUGUGUAAAACUAGGUGAAUUUGUAUGAACACUUUCAGAAUAUUCAGACGUCCUAAAAAGAAACCGAUCCUUUUGGUGCAUUGACCCAUUCACAUUGUCCUCCUUUUACUUCGCACAUGGGAAUACUCACGACAGGAAAAUAAAAUUAAAUCAAACGAGAAAGAACUGAUUUGGCAUAGAGCAGAGAGGAAAAAUAGAGUAAUGUCAGGAUAUGGUUUGGCAGAAAAUGGAAUGAAUUUUCAGUUCUGACGGCAGAAAAAUAUGGCUUCUGUAGUUAAAAGUAAAAAACGCAGUUUAGUGUGAGGCUCAAUUGAGUGCUUGGCACAAUUAAUUUCUUGCAGUUGAGAAAAUCAAUUUCUUUUUUGCAGCCUGGAAUCAAGCCAGCAACUUUGAAAUUAUGAAAAAGUUAGAGUUAAGUCAAUUGUGUUCUAAGUAGGUAAGUCAAUUUCAAGCACAAAAAUGUAAAAUUGCGCACAAUGUAAUGCAAAGCAACUAAAUACUGAUGUUUUUCGAGUUCCUAGGAACUCAAAUAUUUCUGGACUAUGAAUUGAUUGUUUUUUAUCGAUGUAUUUGAGUGAUUUUGUCAUCCUGUCAUCACUUGAAAAUAAAAGUCAAUUGCUCUACUGGGAAA
Bemisia tabaci is the source of this 5147-nucleotide messenger RNA. RefSeq lists its product as uncharacterized. The record is from RefSeq and is a predicted model, not a curated record. NCBI's taxonomy places the organism in Eukaryota, Metazoa, Arthropoda, Insecta, Hemiptera, Aleyrodidae.